Molecule: messenger RNA, 4334 nt
Organism: Eublepharis macularius
Lineage: Eukaryota; Metazoa; Chordata; Lepidosauria; Squamata; Eublepharidae
Product: kelch repeat and BTB domain-containing protein 13-like
Exons: 4
Coding region: 396-2114 (572 amino acids)
Molecular function (GO): protein binding
Source: RefSeq, a predicted model, not a curated record
UGGGCUCUAUUGCCACUGAGGUCCCUCCCCUCCCGCAAACGCUGCCCUCCCCAGGCUCCGUGGGCCCCCUGCCUGGGUUGGUGUUAUGGGGCCCCCUCCUCUUUGAGGUCUUUGGAGGACAGGGCUAGGUUCAAGCAGCUGGAGGGGGGGCGUCCCUCAAGGCCAGCCCGGGGCGCAGUCCCCGGAGAUUGCUGACCUCUCCCUGCAGGCCCCAAAGACACCUUUGGUCCUCGGGUGGGCCCUGCGCGUGGUGCAGGGGAUGGAUGCCCAGCUGAGCUGGGGAGGGCAGGGACUUGGCUUGCUUUGCUGUGAAGUCCAGCUAAAAAUAACUCCGGUGUUUGAGCAGAGGCCUCUUCUGGCCUGCGUGCCAGGCACAGGGAGCGUCCCACCUGGGAAUGCCCAGGCUUGCUAUGCCCUGCCGGGGCCUGCGUGCCGCCUCGUUGCGGGGGCUCUCUGUAGCUUCUGCCUGGCUGGCGUGGGGCCCUCUUGUCACACGUGGGCUGGGUUGCCUGUGCCGUGCCCUCUGCAGCCUGUGCGCCCUUGUGCUGUACCCCUGGAAAAGGCCUGGUGAUGCCUCGGUGUUGCUUCCUGAGCCCUGGGAGGGCUGCCCCGAACGGAGGAUCUACAGGGGAGGAGAUGCCGAAGCUGAGCUGCUCACCGUCUACACCAAGCCCUGCUCCUUUCAGGUUGACCUGGCCUGGCUGGCGGCUGAGAGUGCUUAUUUCAAGGCCCUCUCUCGGUCCCGCAUGCAGGAGGCAGCAGGCGGGCAGCUUCACCUGGACCACGUGCCCUCAGGGGCUUUCCAUGCCAUCCUGCAGUGGGUUUUCUUAGGGCGCUUCAGUCUGGCAGAAGAGGAGCUCUUGCCAGCUGUGCAGGCUGCCAGCUACCUGCUGCUACCGCGAUUCCUGGACCGGUGCUGGGAAGCUUUGCGCCCGCUGCUGGGCCCCCAAAACUGCUUUUCUUACUUGCACUUUGCUGAGGCGGUGGGCUGUCCUGAGCUGCGGGCAGAGGUGUGUAGGUACCUGAGCGCUCACCUGUUGGAACUGGCAAGGCCUGUCACACACCAGUUGGCCCCACAGAUGAAAGAAGAGCUGGCCCGGCUGCGGCUGGAUGGCCCUCCCAGGCUCUGUGUGCUCCAGAAGGAGAACGUGAGUGGGGCCCCACUGCCACCCUUGCGUGGCCUCUACUGCCGCCCCCUGCCCCCGGAGGAGGGGGAUUGGCACUGUGCCACCCACCUGCCCUUCCAGGCUGAAAAGUGGAGCUUCAGCACAGCACAGCUUCUGAACUACCUCUUCAUCAUGGGGGGCUACCGGGAGAAGAGGGGGGCUCGUGGAUUCAUCUUCCGCAUGGCCGCUUUCCGCUACAAUCCCCUGACGGACGUGUGGCACCCCACUGCCCCUCCCAAGAAGCGCCGACGGCACUUCAGCACUGCCGUUGUUGGGCAUCACAUCUACGCCAUCGGCGGCUGGUAUUUAGAUUCCCUUUUGGCUCCAGACAGCAGCACCUGCCUCUACACAGCCGUCGAGCGCUAUGACCCCUGGACUGACAGCUGGGCCUUUGUCUCAUCGCUGCCCAUGGGGGACUUCUCCUUCACCAUCUCGCUGUCCCAUGACCUGCCACUCUGCACAGCUCACGCCGGGUCCAUCUACACGCUGGGCACUGUGCAGCGCACUGGAGAGAAACUUCUUCUGUGCUACGACGUGGCCACUGAUACCUGGCAGGAGCUCCUACCAACUCUGACGCGGGCAGAUGCGGACCUGCCUGGGCUGUACUUCCUGGGUGGCACAGAGCCGCUCUUCGUGGUGGGCAGCAGCUCUCGGGACAACGUGGUGACUUCUUUCAGCGUGGCUUCGCACCAGUGGGGCCCUGUGCGAUCUCUGCCCAAGUGCAGCUUGGCUGGGCAGGGCCUGGUUUGGGAGGGGCUUCUCUACAUGGCUUCCCCUGACUUGGGGGCCAUAUUGCAAGCAGACCUGAGCAGGCCUGCCUGCUGGCUGCUGCUGCCUCCACCCCCCUUUCCCCUCUGCUACGAGGCCCUCUUUCUGCUUCACUUCCCCCAGGCUGCCACCACUGGAGAAAGGGCAGCUGAGCAGGGCGAGGAGGAUCCCCAGAGGUGAAGGGAGCUCCCCCACACACACACUUCUUCAGGACUGCUCCCCACUUCCUGGCCCAUUUUGACUCAUGGCUGGUUUUCUUUGCACUGAGAAUGGGCAGCAUCUGUUAGGUUUGCUUUAUCUACAAAUGCACAAGCAGACAUCACUGGAGGGGAGGAGUGGCUGCUACAGGCGGCAGAUGUGCCCUGCCGCCUCCCCUCUGCCCUCCCCUUUGAUGGCACUUGAUGGCCAAGCCCCCCCUCCCCCGCCAGACCCAUUCACCCUUAUCGCACCACAAACGCACAACAGGGGCUGGGCGGUCUGAGGCCACAAACUGCGGCGGGUGGCUUCUUGCCCAUCAUGGUUGCAAAGUCGACCUUUUUGUGAGCUCCCAGUACCUUGAAUGGUCGUAGUUGACCGGAUGCCCCUACGUAGCUCAAGCUAUUUAGGCUGCUCGCUUACAAGACUUACAGGACCUCUUUCCCAGGGGAUCAAAUUGACAUAACGGAGCGACGUCAUUUCUUGGCACACAGCAAGCAGCCCCGGGCCCUUCGGUGGGCGCCACGUCCACUGAAAUGACAGGAUCCUGCUCCCUUUAUCAUCACUUUGCAUGGAGUCAGUUCUUGGGGGGUGGGGGUUGCUGGCACACAGUGAAUCAGUCCUGGAUUUUACCUGCCAACAGUCACAACCGUCAGGCUCUGGUUUGUUGAUGGGAGUUCACAGGUCUCUGGGCAUGUUUUAGUUUUUGACAUUCGCUUGACGCGUACGGAGCAUUUUCAACUAGCGAUGUGCUUUGCAGUCUAAAACGAUGCGCUCUCUCCCACAUCCAAGCCCGUCCACCUGCUGGCUUUCUAGGGGAGCAAGAACUCUUGCGAUGGUGCAAGUUUACAUCGCCCGGGAAUGCUGUGCUUGCAGGCUUCUGGGGAAAGGGGUGUUUUGAAGGGACUGUUUCACAGACUGCCUUCUUGUCGUUGUCAUUAAUUAAUAACUGUACUUACAUACCACUCUUCUAGAUAGAUUGGUGCCCCAUUCAGAAGGAUGAACAAAGUCAGUGUUGUUCUUAUCCCCGCAAUACAGCUGGGGCUGAGAGCAGUGGCUUACCAGGGCCUCCUGCUGAGCUUGUGGCAAUAGUGGGAUUUGAACCAGCAGAGUGCUGAUUUUAAAGAGUUAUUCUGUUCUUCUCAACCAAAGAUGUCCUCCAAAUAGCUAACAAACAAAACAAAAUUGAUAAACCACCUAUACAGCCUGACAUCAAUAAAAGACAGAGGGAACAGCCCAAAAAUCAAUUGGCUCAAAAAAAAGAUGAAAAGGGAGGGCCGAGUUAAUAAAGCCAAGCAGGGGCAAAAUUAAAUAGCUCCUGAAGCCUGGAUGAGCAACUGCCUUUCAGCAGGCUGGGUACCAUCUGUGAGGAGGGAGUCCAUAGCUGAGGUGCCACCACCGACCAAGCCCUGCCUCUGCUAACCACCCAUCAAUUAGUGCAAAAUGCUGCAGCUCGACUGUUAUCAGGAGCGAGCAGGAGCAUGAACAUCACUCCCAUCCUACAGCUGCUCCAUUGGCUACCUAUCAGUUACCGUGCUCAGUUCAAGGUAUUGGUUAUUAUAUACAAAGCUCUUCAAUGCCUUGGUCUGGCAUAUCUCUGGGACUGCCACCCUCCCUAUGUUCCUCCACAGCAGCUUCGCUCAUCUGAACAGGGUCUCCUGCAGGUGCCAGGCUGCACACGGGUGAAGUCAACAGCAGUCCGUACAAGGGCUUUCUCUGUGGUGGCCCCUAUCCUGUGGAACGGCCUGCCUGAGGAGGUCAGGAGAGCCCCCACUCUCUUGGCUUUUCGUAAACUAUGCAAAUCCGAACUAUUCAAAAAGGGUUUUUACUCAAAUGGGAGGGCUGUAUCAUAGGGAGGGGUCUCAGAUGCUUCGCUAAUGAGUUACAGACCAUAGACCUUCAUCACUAUAUUGCCUUACAUAUUAUCUGCUGCUUUAAAUAUGUACUCCUAUGUACCACCAGUGCUCCCUGUUGUCUGUUAACCCUAGAAUUGAUUAUGUUCUGCUUCAGUAUUUUUUCUGCUCUGUAUCGGAUUCUUGCUAAUACUACGUCUUCUAAACUUGUAUCUAUUUACUCUAUGGCAUGGUCUAUGGAAAUGCCCUUGAAAUUGACUCUACUAAUCUCACACUCUGUAAUCCACCUUGAGUCUCUGUAAGAAAGGCGCACUAUACAUGACAUAAAUCAAUAAAAUAAAUAAAAAAUUUA